AUGAAUCUGAAAAUCAAGUGUUGGGUCACAGUGAUAGCCACAGUGUGGAUGAGUUUGACAAUGAGUGUGUUGGAAGGUGUGCGUCUUGUGCCCAAUCAAUACUCACAGGGAAAGAGAUGGGCCUUACUUGUUGCUGGUUCUAAGGAUUAUGAAAACUAUAGGCACCAAGCUGAUGUUUGUCAUGCCUAUCAGUUACUAAAAAAUGGUGGCCUUAAAGAUGAAAACAUCAUUGUUUUCAUGUAUGAUGACAUCGCCUCAAAUCCAGAAAACCCAAGGCCCGGAGUUAUAAUCAAUAAACCAAAGGGUCCAAAUGUCUAUAAGGGAGUUCCCAAGGAUUAUACCGGAGGAGCCGCAAGUGUAGCAAACUUCUUCGCUGUACUUAGUGGUAACCGAAGUGCUCUCUCCGGAGGUAGUGGCAAAGUGCUCAAAACUGGUCCAAAUGACAUCAUUUUCAUUUAUUACACAGAUCAUGGAAGUCCAGGUUUGAUCGGCAUGCCAGAUGAGGAUUAUAUCACGGCCAAAGAUUUUGUACAUGCGUUGAAGAAGAAACAUUCCACUAAAUCCUAUAAAAAGAUGGUUAUAUACUUGGAAGCAUGUGAAUCUGGGAGCAUGUUCGAAGGGCUUCUUCCGAAUAACAUAAACAUAUACGUAACCACAGCUUCCAAUGCAAAUGAGAGUAGUUAUGCAUUUUACUGUCCUGAUUUCUACCCUUCUGCACCGCCUGAGUACACUACUUGUUUGGGAGAUACGUAUAGCAUUUCAUGGUUAGAAGACAGUGACGAGAAUGACCUGACAAAAGAAACUUUGCAGAAACAAUAUGAAGCUGUUCGUCGGAGAACGUUACUUGGUUAUAUGAAUAUGAGUUCUCAUGUGAUGCAAUAUGGAGAUAAAAAGUUGAAAAAUGAUUUUCUAGAUACCUACUUUGGUGGUGCACGCCCUGCUAGUGUUGGUGAUGAAUACCACCAGACCAACUAUGCAAAUUCAUAUUCUUUUGAACCAUCCACUCAAACAAGAGUUGUCAACCAACAUGAUGCCCAUUUACUCUACCUCAGCCACAAGGUGAAAAGGGCUUCGGGUGGUUCGUCGGAGAAGUUAAAAGCUCAAAAAGAGUUUGAAGAUGAAAUUGCUCAUAGGGAUCAUGUAGAUAAUGCUGUCCAUCUCAUAGGGGAUCUCUUGUUUGGAAAAGAGAAAAGCACAACGGUGAUGCUCCAUGUUCGUCCACCAGGCCAACCUCUUGUCGAUGAUUGGGAUUGCUUCAAGACCCUUAUAAAAACUUACGAGAGCCAUUGCGGUGCCUUGUCAAGCUAUGGGAGGAAAUACUCAAGAGCCUUUGCUAACAUGUGCAAUGCUGGCAUUUCUGAGGAGCAACUGGUGGCAACGUUAUUGCAAGCUUGUCCCAAGGAAAAUCAUGAUAUUAUUAAUAUGGCUAAUAGAACUUUGAAGGAACUUGUAGCACCUGAUGUUAACUAUCACGCUUUGGCAAUUCAGUAUCCAAAUUUGGAUGCAGACUUUGAGCUCAAGUCAGGGCUGAUACACCUGCUGCCCAAGUUUCAUGGCUUAGUUGGUGAAGACCCUCACAAGCACUUGUAG
This is a messenger RNA of Abrus precatorius (Indian licorice), 1590 nucleotides long. Its product is annotated as vacuolar-processing enzyme delta-isozyme-like. Gene Ontology annotation, molecular function: cysteine-type endopeptidase activity. The coding region runs from base 1 to 1590 and encodes 529 amino acids. The transcript is spliced from 9 exons. The record is from RefSeq and is a predicted model, not a curated record. Gene Ontology annotation, biological process: vacuolar protein processing. NCBI's taxonomy places the organism in Eukaryota, Viridiplantae, Streptophyta, Magnoliopsida, Fabales, Fabaceae.